Molecule: messenger RNA, 9505 nt
Organism: Sorex fumeus (smoky shrew)
Lineage: Eukaryota; Metazoa; Chordata; Mammalia; Eulipotyphla; Soricidae
Gene: RALGAPA2
Product: Ral GTPase activating protein catalytic subunit alpha 2
Exons: 40
Coding region: 38-5767 (1909 amino acids)
Biological process (GO): regulation of small GTPase mediated signal transduction; positive regulation of GTPase activity
Cellular component (GO): cytoplasm; nucleus
Molecular function (GO): GTPase activator activity
Source: RefSeq, a predicted model, not a curated record
CCUGCAGCCGGCCGGCGGCCCGGCGUCGCGCGGCGGGAUGUUCUCCCGGAAGAGCCACGGCGACGUGAGGAAGUCCACCCAGAAGGUGCUGGACCCCAAGAAGGACGUGCUGACGCGCCUGAAGCACCUGCGGGCGCUGCUGGAUAAUGUGGAUUCAAGUGAUCUUAAGCAGUUUUUUGAGACCAACUAUUCUCAGAUAUAUUUCAUCUUCUAUGAAAAUUUUAUAACACUGGAAAAUAGUUUGAAAUUAAAAGGGAAUAAUAAGUCUCAGCGGGAGGAGCUGGACUCCAUCCUCUUUCUUUUUGAAAAAAUACUGCAGUUUCUACCUGAGCGAAUUUUCUUUAAAUGGCAUUAUCAGAGUAUAGGUUCAACUUUAAAGAAGCUUUUACAUACUGGAAAUUCUAUUAAGAUAAGAUGUGAAGGAAUCAGACUGUUUCUGCUGUGGCUUCAAGCACUUCAGACAAACUGUGCAGAAGAGCAGGUGCUGAUUUUUGCUUGUCUUGUGCCUGGUUUCCCAGCACUCAUGUCAUCUAGAGGCCCCUGUACCCUAGAGACACUCAUCAACCCUAGCCCGAGUGUAGCUGAUGCAAAGAUAUAUCCAGAAGAAAUUACUCCACUCCUUCCAGCCAUAUCUGGGGAAAAGAUCACUGAGGACCAAACAUGCUUUUUUCUUCAAAUACUGCUGAAAUACAUGGUUAUUCAGGCUGCAAGCUUGGAAUGGAAGAAUAAGGAGAACCAAGAUACUGGAUUUAAAUUUCUUUUUACCUUGUUUCGAAAGUAUUAUCUUCCUCAUUUAUUUCCAUCUUUUACUAAAUUAACAAACAUCUACAAACCUGUACUUGACAUCCCCCAUUUGAGACCAAAGCCAGUGUACAUUACUACAACUAGAGACAAUGAAAAUAUUUACAGUACAAAAAUCCCAUACAUGGCAGCUCGUGUUGUUUUUAUUAAGUGGAUUGUAACUUUCUUUUUGGAUAAAAAGUAUCUGACUGCAACACAAAGCACUAAAAAUGGAGUUGAUGUAUUGCCUAAAAUCAUACAGACUGUUGGAGUUGGCAUGGCCCAGGAUAGGGCACCAGAGCUGGAUGGUGGCAUGCCUGAGCCAGACAGAAACCAUUCCAACAGUAGUACCUUGUCAGACAGAAGGCUCAGCAACUCCAGCCUUUGUAGCAUUGAAGAAGAGCACAGAAGUGUGUAUGAGAUGGUGCAACGGAUUCUCUUGUCAACACGAGGCUAUGUCAACUUUGUGAAUGAAGUGUUUCGUCAGGCAUUUUUGUUGCCUUCCUGUGAUAUAGCUGUAACAAGAAAAGUAGUUCAAGUAUAUAGAAAAUGGAUUCUCCAGGACAAGCCUGUGUUCAUGGAGGAACCGGAUAAAAAUGAUGUUGUUCAGGAAGAAGCUGAAAAAUUAGGAUUUACAGAGACUGAUUCAAAGGAGACAGCUUCUGACGGUUCCCGUCAUAAGCGAUCUUCCAGUUGGGGACGGACAUACUCGUUCACUAGUGCAGUAAAUAGAGGCUGUGUGGCCGAAGAGGAGAACAGGAAUGUGAAGGCUGGGUCCCAGGCAAUGCUGCAGGUAUUUUUGACAAAUGCUGCAAACGUAUUUUUGCUGGAACCUUGUGCUGAAGUUCCCAUACUCUUGAAAGAACAAGUUGACGCCUGUAAAGCCGUUUUGAUUAUUUUUAGGCGAAUGAUAAUGGAGCUCACAAUGAAUAAAAAGACAUGGGAACAGAUGUUGCAAAUACUACUCAGGAUAACAGAAGCUGUCAUGCAGAAGCCAAAGGAUAAACAAAUAAAGGACUUGUUUGCCCAGAGCUUGGCAGGGUUGCUGUUUAGGACACUUAUUGUGGCAUGGAUCCGAGCCAACCUGUAUGUGUACAUUUCGCGAGAACUCUGGGAUGACUUUCUCCGAGUGCUGUCCUCCCUGACGGAGUGGGAGGAGCUCAUCAACGAGUGGGCCAACAUCAUGGACUCCCUGACAGCAGUGCUCGCAAGGACCGUAUAUGGAGUUGAGAUGACAAAUUUACCUCUGGACAAACUAAGUGAGCAAAAGGAAAAGAAGCAACGAGGCAAAGGCUGUGUUUCAGACCCUCAGAAAGGCGCCCCUGUGGGGAGGUCCUUCUCCCUCAGUUGGAGAAGCCACCCUGACGUGAUGGAGCCCAUGCGGUUCAGGAGUGCCACCACCUCGGGUGCACCAGGAGUGGAAAAAGCAAGAAAUAUUGUUCGCCAAAAAACAACUGCUAAGCGAAGCCAAUCAAUCAGCAACUGUGUGCACCUUUCUGAGGUUUUGCCUGCCACUAAAAGCGUCCCGCUCCUCCUCCACACCGUGAGCGCUAUCUUACCUGGUCUCUCUUACUCCUCUUGCUCUCACAGGCUGGCAGAAGUGGAGGAGUGUCAGCAGGCAGAGAAUCCAACCAGUCUUGACUCGGGCCAGAUGCCCCGGAGCUGCAGCACACCCGAUGUCUCGGAGCCCGUGCGCCCUGACCCCUCCCAGGGUCAAAAGAUGGAAAGUGCACAGAAUUUAAUUUCUUCAGAACCCAGGCCUCUUCAAGAGAAUAAAGGACAUGUGAAGAAAGAACAUGAAGGAAUAACAAUCUUAGUUCGAAGAAGCAGUAGUCCUGCUGAAUUGGACUUAAAAGAUGAUUUGCCACAGACACAAGGAAAAUGUAGAGAUAGACAAAAAAGUGACAGUGUGGGCAGUGACACAGCUCUGGGCUCUAAUAAUGAGACAGAGCUGACCAUGAGCCCAUGGAACCCCUGUGAGGAAGACCCAGAGCUGAGCACUCCCACAGAUUCUGAUGCACGACAUUGGUUGCAGCUAAGUCCUACUGAUGCUUCAAACUUAACAGAUAGCAACGAAUGCCUUGUGGAUGAUUGCAGCAUAAUUGCUGGAGGGAACCUCACUGGCUGGCACCCAGACUCUGCUGCUGUGUUAUGGAGACGGGUCUUGGGGAUCCUUGGAGAUGUGAAUAAUAUCCAGUCACCGAAGAUCCAUGCCAAAGUUUUUGGCUAUCUCUAUGAACUCUGGUAUAAACUAGCAAAGAUAAGGGAUAACCUAGCAAUAAGCCUGGAUAACCAGUCUUCUCCAUCCCCUCCGGUCCUCAUUCCACCACUCAGAAUGUUUGCAUCAUGGCUGUUUAAGGCAACUACAUUGCCUAAUGAAUAUAAGGAAGGUAAACUACAAGCCUACAGACUUAUCUGUGCCAUGAUGACCAGACGCCAGGAUGUGCUGCCAAACUCAGACUUCCUGGUACAUUUUUACCUUGUGAUGCAUCUGGGAUUAACCAACGAGGAUCAGGAUAUCUUAAAUAUGAUCAUCCGGCACUGCCCUCCCCGUUUUUUCUCCCUGGGCCUGCCUGGCUUCUCGAUGCUGGUGGGGGACUUCAUCACGGCUGCGGCCAGGGUCCUCAGCACAGACAUGCUGGCGGCACCUCGUUCAGAAGCUCUCACCAUCCUCGGUUCUCUUGUCUGCUUUCCCAAUACCUACCGGGAGGUCCCCUUGCUGCAGUCAGUGCCAGAAGUCAGCGAGGUCAUUACAGGACCAGAAGAUAUCAAGCAUUACCUCAUAAAUAUUUUACUGAAGAAUGCCACAGAAGAACCAAAUGAAUGUGCAAGGUGCAUUGCCAUUUGUUCCCUUGGGGUCUGGAUAUGUGAAGAACUCGCACAGUGUACAAGCCAUCCGCAGAUGAAAGAAGCUGUCAAUGUAAUAGGUGUCACUUUGAAGUUUCCUAACAAAAUUGUGGCUCAGGUAGCUUGUGAUGUUCUUCAAUUACUGGUUUCUUUCUGGGAAAAGCUUCAAACAUUUGAAACCUCACUGCCUCAGAAAAUUGCAGAAAUCCUAGUGGCUACAAUUGCUUUUCUUUUACCAAGUGCAGAGUACUCUUCAGUGGAAACAGAUAAAAAGUUUAUUGUGUCCUUGCUCCUCUGCCUUUUGGACUGGUGCAUGGCUUUGCCGGUGAAUGCCCUGCUUCACCCAGUAUCCACAGCGGCCCUGGAGGAACAACAUGUGUCCAGAGCCCCGUUGCUGGAUUAUAUCUACAGGGUUCUGCACUGCUGUGUUUGUGGCUCAAGCACAUAUACCCAACAGAGCCACUACACACUUACCCUGGCUGACCUGUCGUCCACUGAUUAUGACCCCUUCCUGCCACUGGCAAAUGUGAAGAAUUCUGAGCCAGUCCAGCAUCAUUCAUCAGCAGAACUGGGCAACCUGCUUACUGUUGAAGAGGAGCGGAAGAGAAGGAGCCUGGAGCUCAUCCCCCUGACGGCCAGGAUGGUGAUGGCCCACCUGGUGAACCACCUCGGGCACUUCCCGCUCCGUGGGGGCCCCGCGGUGCUCCACAGCCUGGUCAGUGAGAACCACGACAACGCACACGCGGAGGCCGCGGAGCUCUCCUCGGAGGUGUUCCGCAGCCCGAACCUGCAGCUGUUCGUGCUCAACGACAGCACCCUCAUCUCCUAUCUGCAGACGCCCGCCGAAGGGCCCCCGGGCGGGGCGCUCUCGGACGUGCGGGUGAUCGUGAGGGACAUCUCGGGGAAGUACUCUUGGGACGGGAAGGUCCUCUACGGGCCUCUGGAGGGGCGCCUGGCCGCCGACGGCCGCAAGCCGUCGUUCCUCAUUUCUGGGUGGCACCGCCCUCCCGCGUUUGGGCCGCAGAAGGACUUUGCUCAGACGGAGGAGGGAGACGAUGCCCUGGACAAAUUGCUUGAAAACAUCGGCCUCUCGAGUCCUGAAUGCCUCCUGUCGUCGCAGCGGAAUCUGAACGAGCCUUCCCCGCCCCCCUGCGGCAUGAACCGCGAGCAGGAGAGGGAAAUCGUCGAGGUCCUUUUGCGCCAGAAUGCCCAGGAAGACGAGUACGUGGAGAGGUGCAACUCGGCGUCAGCGCAGAGCCUGAGGGGCCAGGAGCAGCCCUCUCCCGUGGAGCCCCGGGGACCCUUUUAUUUCUGCAGGUUGUUGCUCGACGACUUGGGGAUGAAUUCUUGGGACAGAAGGAAAAAUUUCCACCUGUUGAAGAAAAAUUCAAAGUUACUGAGAGAACUGAAAAAUCUGGACUCACGCCAGUGUCGUGAAACACACAAGAUUGCAGUGUUUUACAUUGCCGAAGGUCAAGAAGACAAAUGUUCAAUCCUCUCCAAUGAAAGAGGAAGCCAAGCAUAUGAAGACUUCGUUGCGGGACUUGGAUGGGAGGUGGAUCUCUCCACCCACUGUGGGUUCAUGGGUGGGCUUCACCGCAACGGCAGCACGGGGCAGACCGCCCCUUACUACGCUACCUCCACCGUGGAGGUUAUCUUCCACGUUUCCACCCGUAUGCCAUCAGACUCAGACGAUUCCCUCACUAAGAAGCUCCGACACCUGGGGAAUGAUGAGGUGCACAUCGUCUGGUCGGAGCACUCCCGGGACUACCGCCGGGGGAUCAUCCCAACAGCCUUUGGAGACGUUUCCAUCAUCAUUUACCCAAUGAAGAAUCACAUGUUCUUUAUCACGAUAACAAAGAAACCUGAGGUUCCAUUUUUUGGGCCUCUCUUUGAUGGAGCCAUAGUGAGUGGGAAGCUACUGCCAAGCCUUAUAUGUGCCACAUGCAUCAAUGCCAGCAGGGCUGUGAAGUGCCUCAUCCCGCUCUACCAGAGCUUCUACGAAGAACGAGCCCUGUACCUUGAAGCAAUAAUUCAAAACCACCGUGAAGUCAUGACAUUUGAAGAUUUUGCAGCCCAAGUCUUUUCUCCCUGCCCCAGCUACUCCCUCAGUGGAACGGGGCUCUGGCCUGCAGCCUGAGUGCCUACCUCAUCGCUGCCUUCAGGAAGGGAGAAGACAGAGGAAAUACCCCCAUAUACACACCCACUUCAGCGCAGAGAAGACUCUGGGGAAAAUCUUCCCAUUACUCGUCUUCUGAAGCUACAGAUAAAUCACUGAAAAAUGGCAUCUGGGAUUUUCUAACUAGGCAGCAUCUCCAUUUCCCGAACUUGGGUUGCAAAAGAAGAAAAGCAGAAGUCACCAACCCCCAGAGACAGUCCUGCUCUCAAAUGUGGUUGCUCAAGGCAGACUCUGAGAGAAGAUCCUGGGUGUUCAGGGAAGACCAGAAAGUGAGCAGCUGACUUCUGCACGCCAGCCAAUUCUGUCGCACGCACAGAGCAGGCGUGCCUCGCAAGGGGCUCACAGAACUAAAGUCAAGUUGCUUGAGGAAUUUCCUUGGCCUGGAUACUGCUGACUCUUCCUUAUGUGAGGAUUGAUGAUGUGCUCCAAAAUUUCAUCAUCGUGGAAAUUGGCUUUCCCCAGAGUCUUUUGCCCAGGAGUUUUACCUUAGUUGCUGAGUGUUUUUCCACCUGGUGCCUGAUGCCCACUAACUGGGGAGAAGUGCCCCCAACCACUGUAGAGACACUCAGCCACAGAACAUGCAGAGCAUUCUAGAAAUACUGGGUCCUGUCCUUGAGAGAGCGCCCAGAGUCAGGGAGUUCCCCACCCCCCACCCCGUUCCCUCCCAACCCCCUAGCUCAUCACUCAGCACACCAUGUCCCCGCACCGCACAGCCCAUCCCAGCUCUAGUCUACACUUGACCCCGAGUGUCCGUCUACCACCGCAGUCACACCCCAGGCCACGCCCUCCCACCUGGUGUUUGGGGGCCACACCCAGGCCCUUACAAGUUUUUCCCACCACACAGGAUUUCAGAGUCCUGGAUUCUAUGCAAGGACUUUUGUUUGUUUCGGGGCCGCACCCUGCGAUGCUCAGGGGUUACUCCUGACUCUGCACUCGGGAGUGACUCCUGGGAGUACUCAGGAAGCCAUAUGGGAUGCUGGGGAUCGAACCUGGGUCAGCCACAUGCAAGGCAAACAUCCUCCCCUCUGUGCUCUCUCUCAGUGCAAAGAAUUUCAUCCAGACAUUUUCCCCAGUUGCCUCCAUAGAAGGUGGAUUGAGCCUGUUUUGGUUUUUGUUUCCCGCUACCUGGGACUGCCCAGUAUUCUCUUGAGGAAUGUUGGUCAGUGGCAGAGAUCCCACAAACAGCAGCGACAGCUGCUUACCAGGGCCCUUGGCCUGUCUUCAGAGCAAGCCUGUGGCUUUAGGUGGGAACAGAGUAUGAGGGGCCUGAAACGAGGGGUUUGGGCCUCCUCUGCUCUGGACCCCCAACUCUCGUGCCUUUGUGCCCUCGUCCUCUCUCUGGUAAACCUCCCAGUUCUGCCCCGCACCCCCCACACCAGUGGCUCCAUGUUCAAUGGCCCCAGAGCUCUUUCGUCUGGCAUAGCAUCAGUUUGGUAGUCCCUGAUCUUUUUUUGGUGGGGGGUAGGGAGUAGGGGUUGCUAUACCCAGAAGUGCUCAGCAAAUAUUCCUGGCUUAGUGCUCAUGAAUGUUCAGGGGACCAUAGCUGGUGCAGAUUUAAGCUGGGGUCAGCAGGAUGCAAGGCAAGCACCAUAACCCAUCUCUCCAGGCCCUAAUGUCUGCUCCUUGCAGGAGAAAGAGUCAGACCCAAAAUCCAGACUAGUUUUAGGGACAGGAAGGAAAAAAUAAGGGGAAAAAAAUCUCUUCUUUCCAGAAUCCUAAGCAUUCUGGAGCGAUUUUUUUUUUCAUCGAAGGGAUUCCUAGCAAGGGCCUGAGGCAGGCCCAUGGACUAGACCCAGCUUUGCAUACCUCUGGAGGAGCAGCUGAGCCCAGGGGGACUGGACCUAGUCUCUCUGGGUUGUCUUGUCAUCAGACCUGAUUUGUUCCCUUCUUGGGGCACUAAUAGUGAUAUAAGAGGGCCUGGAAAUGGUAAGGUUUCCCUUGCUCCAGCAAAUGUCGCCAUCUCCCCAAAGGUGUGGGCUUUCUCCUCGGUGUGGUGUGCUCAGGUGAUCCAGACUGCUUUUGGGGUGUACUGUACCUAAUAGAAGAGUCACAUGCUCAGGCAGCAGGAAACCCCAGGAAGGACACUCUCUGUCCAUCUCCAACACCCCUGAUUCGGGGGCUGCAGAUCAUACUGAACCCCCCUGGGCCUCAGCUCCAUGAUCCUGUUUCUGAUCCUGCAGCUGUGGCAGCCAGAACCAAGACCAUCCUUCGUCCCAUUAACAGCUCCCUGGCCCAUGUUACUGCCAGCAGUCCGAGGGCUGGAGCUUUCUCUGAACCUCCCCUUCUCAGUAUCAGCUUUGGUUUGAAGAGUUGAGAUGGGAAAUCAAGGCCUCGAGCAACCAGAUUUUCUUGCAAUUGUGGACUUGGAUUGUUUUUUGGUUUUGGUUUUGCUUUGUUUUCCGAGAUGGAAAAUUGAAUUGAUUGAGUUGGAUUUGUUUAGGGGUUUACUUUUUGUUUGUUUUUUUCCUUAGAAAAGCCAAUAUUGUGUUUUUGCGAUAUAAGUGUUUCAGCAAAAUUGCAGAGGGUCACUCAUCUGAGCGCGAAUGUACCAAGUCAUCGCGUUGACUUGUCCCAUUAGUAGGCCAGCCAUCUGUAGACUAAAGUGGCUCCACUUGGCCUAAAACAGGUACACCUCACUGGCGUCUAGGGAGGCCCGGACAGCACUCUGUUCCCUAAUCUUUGUCUAAAACAAAGCUGGUAUUGCAGUCUCACAAGCCUCUCCCCUCAAGUUCCCCACAAAAAUUAAUUCCACAAGAUGAUAACUUUGAAAACUUUGUUUUUGGCUUAUUUUUGGGCCAGACCUGACCAUGCUCAGGGGUGACCCCUGACUCUGCACUCAGGAAUUACUCCAUGCAGAGCUCAGGGAACCAUAUGGGAUGCCAGGGAUAGAGCCCACGUGCGAGGCAAGCCCCUUUUCUGCUGUACCAUCUCUCCGUCCCUGAAAAUUAUGACUUUUACCACUAGUAAACCUUAGGCAAGUAAGUAAAACCUCAAAGGAAGGUAAUGCAGCCACUAAGUGUCUGCUGUGGUGUUUUCCAUGGUUGGAGCUGCAGUUCCUGGAGCUACUGCACAGGAAGAUGCUUCGGGUCCUGGUGAGAGCAGGACUGAGCGGGGGAACCUUUAUUAGCCUUACCUGUGAGAUCGGGGAUCUGUAGACAAUGCAAACCACGUCUUCCCGGUGGUCCUUGGGUAUGACCAUCUGCACUUCACUCAUUGUUAUUCUCAUCUGGAGGUUGGAAGGAUCUUUUCCUAUGUACUGUGAUGUCUUUGAUGUAACCGUGUUACAUUUCUAGCUACUGAAGAGGAAUGCCUGACUCCAAAGGACAAUUCAACAUGAAGCAAGCAUUGAGUUUGUUGCACUCAGUAUCUAUGUCUAGUAUACACAUUUAAGUGAAUGUCUUCUUACAUUUUCAGGUCUACACUAGUUAGUACAUGUAAAUAAGGAAAAAAGUGAUAAAUAUGAAAAAUUAAGUUAUAGCAUUCAUCGUAUUUUAUUUUGCUCUCUUGUUAUUUAAUUUUCCUGCUGCUCCACACCUUCGCUCAUGCUGGGUGGCAGGCCUUUCUGCCUACCCACAUCUGCAGGGUGUGCCCCAACCCCAAGAAGCACCACUCACAGACAUCAGCCACUUGAUCUCAAGUUAACCUUUUUUUCUUUCAUUCUGUGAUUUACUGUGAUGAUUUAAUAAAAUAGAAACAGUU